Molecule: messenger RNA, 2139 nt
Organism: Sardina pilchardus (European sardine)
Lineage: Eukaryota; Metazoa; Chordata; Actinopteri; Clupeiformes; Clupeidae
Gene: clec19a
Product: C-type lectin domain containing 19A
Exons: 5
Coding region: 107-676 (189 amino acids)
Molecular function (GO): signaling receptor activity
Source: RefSeq, a predicted model, not a curated record
CACACCCUCUAAUCGAACAGAGCCACUGCACUGCACUGCACAUACACCCUCAUUCAUCCACCAGCACACACCGACUGGACCACUGGCAAUCUCUCUCACUUGGAAAAUGCUCUUUUGGGAACUGUGCUUGGUUCUGCUACUUUGUGGCUUUCACGCGAGGGCUAUACCAUCCACUAACAUCAAGAUCACUCAAGCUUUGCCUCUGCAGUUGCCAGAUGCCCCCGAGCCUGCUACUUGCCCCCUCUUCUGGACUGAGUUUGAGGGCAACUGUUAUCGCUUCUUCCCCAUCAAUCGCACCUGGGCGGAGGCAGACCUGUACUGUGCUGAGUUUUCCAACGGCUACCGGUCCGCCAAGCUCACCUCCAUACACAGCUGGGAGGAGAACGUGUUUGUGUAUGACCUGGUGAACAGUCGAAUCCCCGGCAUCCCUACAGACAUCUGGAUUGGCCUUCAUGACCGGCGACAGGAGGGCACCCUAGAGUGGACCGACGGUUCAGCCUAUGAGUACAGCUACUGGGAUGGGAACCAGCCGGAUGAUGGGAUCCACCGGAUCCCAUUAGAGGAGGACUGUGUGGAGAUCUGGUACCGACAAAACAGUGCUCUGAGGUCCUGGAAUGACAACAGCUGUGACAAGGCCUUUCCCUUUGUGUGUAAGAUCCCUACACUGGAUAACUAAACCCCGACCACCACCCGCGGCCCUCAGCUCCCCAGCAGCGUCCAGCUCUUCAUUCAGUGUCUCCCGUCUUGAGGGAGGCCCACACUUGCCGCCCUCCACGUGGACUCCUCUGUUGAUGGGCUCCCUUCCAACCGUUGCUCCUCACUGGAACCUCACAGGACUUCUUUCUCUUUUCCUUUCUUUUCAUUGUAACAAAGCUCCAUGCUCUUCUCUCUACAGACUACCUUAACCCCUUUGGCUCUCCCUGUUGGUAUCUCCCACUGCCUUCACCCCUUUGGCUCACCCUGUUGGUAUCUCCUCCUGCCUUCACCCCUAUGGCUCUCCCUCUCUCUCUCUCUCUCUCUUUCUCUUUGUGGGCACAGCAGCUUCUGUCUCUGUGUUUUUUUUUUCACAGCUCAUCUAUCGCUUCUCUGCUCCAGGCUUCUGUCACUUCUCUCAUCCCCUCUAGGACCACUCUCCUUUUUCCAUCCCCCUCCUCUCCUCUCCUCUCCUCCCCCCAUCCCUUCUUCUCCUAUCCAACCGCGCCCCAUAGGACACAGGGCCAGAGAAUGACACCGUCCUCCAUGCUGCGUGUCCAUCUGGGGUGCAUUUAGACUCCUGAGUCAUCCCAGGCUGCCUUUCCCUCAGCUGGAGCAACUUCCCCACGUGGGGCUACCAGCAAAACUGCUCUCCACUGAUCCUACGCUACAAAGACUGUUAGCAUUUUUUGUUUUGUUUUUUACACUUUCCUGGAGGCGUCACUGCUCUUUUUUGAGUGUGUGUGUGUGUGUGUGUGUGUGUGUGUGUGUGUGUGUGUGUGUGUGUGUGUGUGUGCAUGUGUGUGUGUGUCUUUCAUCCGCCCAUUUUGUCAGUCAAAACAAACGGAACCACAGAGAUGCACGAAGAGGUAAGUCAUUCUCCGGGUGCAGCUGAAGCAGAACGGCUGUGAGGGUUCCACCCCUUCCCCUGUGGCCCAUUCGGAAAAGGAGGACACUUUCUAAUGCAGUUGUGUUUGUGUGUGUGUGUGUGGGUUUGACCUGUAUAAAAAUGCUUGUGUUUUUGAGUGUGUGAGAGUAUAAAUGUUUGUUUGUGUGUGUGUGUGUGUAUGUGUGUGUGUAAGACUGACAGACCACAGUUUUGCAUAAAUCAUGAGAUGAAAUCUUGUCAUGGCUGUGACCUGUUUCAUUUUACAACUCCCCACUUACACGACAUGCAAACCGCAUCCACCCUCUGGCUGAGGAUGGCGUGGAUUUAACUUGAGCUUUUAGGGGUGCCUGUGCUUUGUCUGUGUCCAUCUGCACAAAUUGAUCAGUCGCUGACCUGGAAGGUGAGAGGCAAAGCCAGCAGGGAUUUGUGUUUGCGUUUUACUGCCAGGCUUCUGAAACUCCAGAAGCAGCCUUAAGCCACAGCCUGACACUUGACCUUUGGGGGCUCGGAGACCAUGCAAAUUAACAGCAGAAGAAAAAAAAAACAUUUCUUCUCCU